Messenger RNA from Chondrus crispus (carragheen), 141 nucleotides. RefSeq lists its product as hypothetical. Bases 1 to 141 code for a protein of 46 amino acids. The transcript has a single exon. The record is from RefSeq and is a predicted model, not a curated record. Lineage: Eukaryota; Rhodophyta; Florideophyceae; Gigartinales; Gigartinaceae.
AUGCAGCAGAGGCAACCUCUAUAUGCGCACAUGGAAUGUAGCGCAGUCAAUGACCGACUGCCGAGUGGCGUGAAGAGGCGCAGCACACUCUGUUCUCUCCGGUCAUGCGAACCAAAAGGCUGUUUAUAUGUAGUAGAAUAG